Messenger RNA from Penicillium brasilianum, 2001 nucleotides. Lineage: Eukaryota; Fungi; Ascomycota; Eurotiomycetes; Eurotiales; Aspergillaceae. The record is from the annotation of a GenBank genome assembly.
GGCCUGGCGGAGGUGAGGGGGCGCUGAUGGCAAGUGUGGGCGCAGAAUGUUGUGAGGGUCUAUGCUUUUAGGAAAGAUAGUCGGCGGACAAUUCUCCCGUUGGUUAUUUUUAAAGGGGGGUUGAUCUCCCAUCGUCAAUUGCGAUGCAAUCCUCUGACUUUCUCGGCUAGCGGCCUUGUGUGCAUGCUGCAUAGGACUCCUUGCUUUUGUGCAAUUCUCGCUGACGACUGUAACACAGUGGUUAUUGUGAUCCUUUGACUUUGUCUGGAAUGCCAUACAUCUAUCUCCUUUGAAUCUUUAUCAUCUUGAUCAAACAUCCUCAUAGCACAGUGUGUUAUUACAGUCACCAUGGCGGACUCCAUUAAGCGAGCGCUCUCGCGCGAUGCGAAAUCACAACAUACAGCUGACAAUGACGCCCCCGCCGAGGUUGGGGAUAUGGAGCUCCUGGCGACGCUGGGUUACAAGCAGGAACUGCGCCGUCAUUAUUCCACGGUCCAAAUUUUCGCUGUUGCCUUUAGUAUCAUGGGUCUUUUGCCAUCUAUUGCAUCAACAUUGGCCUUUUCAAUGCCCGCAGGACCAGUGGGCAUGGUUUGGGGUACGCAACGAUUCUACUCCCGUUGGCUGGUUGCGAGUGUCUUCAUUUUCAUUGUCAGUCUGGCUAUGGCUGAUAUUGCAUCUGCCAUGCCCACUGCCGGUGGUCUAUACUUUUGGACCCACCACUUCGCCGCUGAGAAAUGGAAGAACCCGCUGAGCUUCGUUGUCGGAUAUAGCAACACGAUCGGUCUCAUUGGUGGUAUCUGUUCAAUUGAUUACGGAUUCGCCAAUAUGCUCCUCUCAAUGGUCUCGAUCGCCCGCGACGGCACCUGGACCGCAACACGUCCUGUUAUCUACGGCACAUACGUAGCAACCGUAUUCGCCCACGGCGUGAUGGCCAUAUUCGGCGGUAGAAUCAUGCCAAGAAUACAAUCAAUCUGCAUCUUCCUCAAUGUCGGCCUCGUUGUAGCAACAGCCAUUGCCCUGCCCGUGGGCAAAGCCCACAACGACCCUCCGAUUAACUCGGCUUCCUACGUCUUCGGUGAUGUCGAGAACUUGACUACCUGGCCGACGGGUUGGGCGUUUAUGUUGGCGUGGCUGUCGCCGAUUUGGACGAUUGGCGCGUUUGAUUCGUGCGUGCAUAUGAGUGAAGAGGCUACUCAUGCGGCUCGUGCAGUGCCCUUGGGUAUUAUUGCGUCGACAGGGUUAUGUGGGAUUCUGGGAUUUUUGUCGAUGGCUGUUAUUGCAGCUGGGAUGAAGCAGGAUAUUGAGGGUAUUUUGGGUUCAAACUUUGGCCAGCCCAUGGCUCAGAUUUACUACGAUGCCCUCGGCAAGAACGGUGCUCUCGGCUUUAUGGCUGUAGUCAUGACCGUUCAGUUCUUCAUGGGACUGAGCAUCGUCCUCGCCGCAUCCCGUCAAAGUUGGGCCUUUUCCCGCGACGGCGCCCUUCCUUUCUCCUCUUUCUUCCGCAAAGUCAGCUUACGCCCGCUGACCCGCUACCAACCCGUCCGCAUGGUCUGCGGCAUCAUUGGUGCCUCAGCUAUCAUCGGCCUGCUCUCCCUCAUCGACAACGCUGCCGCAAACGCAUUGUUUUCUCUCGCCGUGGCUGCAAAUGACCUCGCUUGGUUAACACCGAUCCUGGCACGGCUACUUUGGGGACAGGAUAAGUUUGUGCCGGGAGAGUUUUAUACGGGAAAGUAUUUGAGUAAACCCAUUGCGUGGACGGCUGUUAUAUACAUGACUUUUGCUAUUUUGUUAUGCAUGUUUCCGACUGGAGGGCCGAAUCCGUCUGUUGAGAAUAUGAAUUACACCGUUGUAAUCAACGGGGCACUUUGGUUGGGUUCUUUGUUGUAUUACUGUAUCCAUGCAAAGAAGACGUUCAAGGGGCCGCAGACUACUGUUUCGCCUGAAGAAGAGGGCAAACACCUGGAGGCGAUAGCUGCUGCAGGAGACUCGGAGAAGAGUUGA